Molecule: messenger RNA, 1749 nt
Organism: Notothenia coriiceps (black rockcod)
Lineage: Eukaryota; Metazoa; Chordata; Actinopteri; Perciformes; Nototheniidae
Product: formin-like protein 1
Exons: 13
Coding region: 1-1449 (482 amino acids)
Biological process (GO): cell migration; cortical actin cytoskeleton organization; regulation of cell shape
Cellular component (GO): cytosol
Molecular function (GO): actin filament binding
Source: RefSeq, a predicted model, not a curated record
AUGGCACACAACUUCAUUGCAAACAGUUNUGGUGGACCUCCACCUCCACCUGGAGCACCAAACGCUCUAUCUGGCGUCAAGAGCAAGAAGCCCAUUCAGACCAAGUUCAGGAUGCCGUUGUUAAACUGGCAGGCCUUAAAACCAAACCAGGUGACCGGCACUGUCUUCAACGAGCUGGAUGACGAGCAGGUCUUAGAGGAGUUGAACAUGGAUAUUUUUGAGGAACAUUUCAAGACAAGGGCACAGGGUAAUCCAGCAGACAUUGCUACUAUCAAGAAGAAGGUGGUCCAGAAGGCCCCCAGCAAGACCUCCCUAAUUGACGGCAACAAGGCCAAGAAUCUGGCCAUCACGUUACGCAAGGGGGGAAUCAACCCGACGGGCAUCUGCACCGCCAUAGAGACGUAUGACCAGGAGUCUUUGUCUAUAGACCUGGAAUUACUCGAGCCCUUCAUACCAUCAGAUUUCGAGAUGAAGCUGCUGCUUAACUAUGAGAAAGAUGGCCGCCCGCUGGAGGAGCUGGCCGACGAGGAUCAGUUUAUUCUACGCUUUGGGAAGAUUCCUCGUCUGAAGCAGCGCAUUAGCACUCUCACUUUCAUGGGCAACUUCCCUGAUACUGUCAAACGCCUGCAGCCGCAACUGAACUCCCUCAUCGCUGCAUCGAUGUCCAUCAAGUCUUCAACCAAACUGAAAAAGUUAUUAGAAAUUGUUCUCGCCUUCGGUAACUACAUGAACAGCAGUAAGAGGGGGGCGGCGUACGGCUUCCGGUUGCAGAGUCUCGACCUUCUGUUGGAGACCAAGUCUACGGACCGCUCGCAGACCCUCCUCCACUUCAUCGCCAGCAUCAUCCAGGAGAAAUACCCAGACCUGUCCAACUUCCACACUGAUCUACACUUUGUAGACAAGGCAGCUCUCGUGUCAUUGGACGGUAUUCUUCAGGACAUCCGCUCAUUAGAACGUGGAAUGGAAAUGGCCAAAAAGGAAUUCCUGGUGCAGGAUGACAGCAGCGUUUUGAAGGAGUUCAUCAAGACCAACAGUGAGCAGCUGGAGACUUUAAUCACAGACAGCAAGAAAGCUCAGGAGGCAUACGGAUCUGUGGUGGAGUAUUUCGGAGAGAAUCCUAAAACCACGCAGCCUUCCAUGUUUUUCCCGACGUUUGGACGCCUGAUAAAGGCCUAUAAGAUAGCACAGCUGGAGAUAGAGCGGAAAAAGAAAAUGGAGAGAGAGAGCAGCGAGGAAAAAGUGUCAUCUCCAAACAAGGCCGGGUCACAAAAGGGACCUCAGAUGCCUAAAGUGCCCCAGAUGGACCUGAUAGCGGAACUGAAGAAGCGGCAGAAACCUCAGGUACGCGAAGGGAAGGACGGCGCCCUGGAGGACAUCAUCACAGAUUUGAGGAACACACCAUACAGGCGGACAGAUGGUCGACGGCCAGCCCAGCGCCAGGACCCUUAAUCCACUUCUGGUGCAUGAAUUUUUACAAAUGUAACUCGAGAAGAACAUGCUUCAAAAUGUUCUGUAUAUACAGUAUUUUAAAAUGUAUAACAAGCCAUGUGGCAGCGUGUUUUUUAGCCAAGAUUUUAGAGUGAAACUGCUCUGUAAAUAGAAUUUGAAUAUUUAACUAUUUUAACAUAUUUUAAAAGCAAAAUUUAAUUUGAUUAUAAAUCUUUUACUAUUUCUGUGUUACCAAUUGGCUUUUGAAUGUUCAGUGUUGUUACCUAUUGAGUAAUAAUAAUAAAAUCAUGUUUUUUGAAA